UCCGUUACGGACCUUUUAAAAGGCCAGCCGAUGGACACGUUCUCACGUGACACUCACGCGUUCAGCAGGCUCGUUCAUCUAUUUGUCUAUUGGCGGAUCAAGAUAUGCGCUCGAGCAGAGGAAAACCUCGAUUCGCCUCCGCCUUUCCCUUCUUCCACCAAGCCGAAGCGGAUCAUGUCGUCCAAGCAAGGUGGGAAGUUGAAGCCCCUCAAGCAGCCCAAGGCUGACAAGAAGGAUUACGAUGAGAGUGAUCUGGCAAAUUUGCAAAAGAAGAAAGAAGAAGAGAAGGCACUCAAGGAGCUUAGAGCCAAGGCCUCCCAGAAAGGAUCAUUCGGAGGUUCUGGUUUGAAAAAGAGUGGAAAGAAAUAGUCUGCUUGCCUGUACUUAUUAUUAUUAUUAUUAUUAAUAAUGUAUUCCACAAAAUAAGAAAUAAAACUGAAUCUGUCUUGAAAUAGAUUCGAUAAUAAAACUGAACCCGAUUCGGAUGUA
Messenger RNA from Zingiber officinale, 489 nucleotides. Its product is annotated as translation machinery-associated protein 7-like. The record is from RefSeq and is a predicted model, not a curated record. The coding region runs from base 31 to 369 and encodes 112 amino acids. Lineage: Eukaryota; Viridiplantae; Streptophyta; Magnoliopsida; Zingiberales; Zingiberaceae. The transcript is spliced from 4 exons.